Molecule: messenger RNA, 520 nt
Organism: Coregonus sp. 'balchen'
Lineage: Eukaryota; Metazoa; Chordata; Actinopteri; Salmoniformes; Salmonidae
Source: the annotation of a GenBank genome assembly
CUUAUCUUUGUGGUGGACAGCAACGACAGGGAGCGAGUGAACGAGGCGAGGGAGGAGUUGCAGAGAAUGCUCGCAGAGGACGAGCUGAGAGAUGCCGUGCUGCUCGUUUUUGCAAACAAACAGGUGAGCUUGGUUACUUUGUUCAAAGGAGAGUGUUCAUAUCUGAAUUCUGACUGCCUUACCUCCUUGUAGUGCUCUUUGCUCCUGCUAAACAUUAUAUGAGUGGACCAUACUCAUUGACCAUGCACACACAAUCAUUAUUUGCAUUGCCAACCCCUUGCACUAUGACUGGGCUUGAGUAAGAUAUUAUUAAUUGCACAGUGUGUUACAUAUAUAUAAUUUGAACCCCGUUUCUCAGGACCUUCCCAAUGCAAUGAAUGCUGCAGAGAUCACAGACAAGCUGGGGCUCCACGCUCUCCGCCAGCGCAGCUGGUACAUCCAGGCCACCUGCGCUACCAGCGGGGACGGCCUCUACGAGGGCCUCGACUGGCUCUCCAACCAGCUCAAGAACCAGAAAUGA